AUUUUUUUUAAUUCCCUGUAUUAGUUUCUUAAGAGUGUUGUGUAGGUUUCUUUGGCCUCUUUACCCCUAAAUCUUUAGAAACCCCGUUUAAGAGAGCUUGGCGAAAGGAUUGUAGCGAUGAGCACGAGACUGUGAAUGGUAUAUAAGUUUUACAUUGGAGAUUGAAGAGCUCCAUAUGCAUGAAUUUGUUCCUCAUUCUGCGUGUUGCAAAUACUAUCCAGUGACGGGUGACUGAAAAACAAAAAGCAAAGAAUGAGAAUUAGGGUAAAAUCAACAUUCGAUUUUGGAAGUUAGUCUGUCCAUUUCAAAUAGGCAUAAAAUUCCAGAAUGGUGAAAAGCAAAUAUCCUUAGAGAUCGCAUCGUUUGUUGGUCCUGACAGUUCUGGCAUAGAGUAAAAACGCCAGCCGUAUCAACUAGAAAAAUAAGUAUCGGGUGAGGAGACCAGCGAAUACUGCAGAGGCGGAGCAGAUCGAACGGUUGUUAUUUUUGUAAUCGUCUUGCAUCGAUUUCAUGCAGUUUCCACCAUUGAUUGCCAAAAUUGGGUCGUCCAUCUCAACUAAGGGAACGCCUUCAGCAUAAUAAAAUUGGGUCGUCCAUCUCAACUAAGGGAACGCCUUCGGCGUAAUAAAAUAUACCUUAAUAGUAAGAGUAAAAAUUAAGUUAAAACACAAAAGUUAAAUAUUGUUUGCCUGGGAGAGAUAGGAAGAGCGAACGCAGGGAAAAAAACCGUGGAAGGAGUAGCGCGCUGAACUCUAAGCCGCCCAUUUUUCUUAGCUUUGCUGAAUAGCCUCCGUCGUUGUAUGUACAUUUGGCCGUAGCUCCUUCUUCCCGGCGACAGGAUUAAAAAUCCUGCAUUGGAGUAGUGGAGGAGAGAAAUGGCAGAAGAGGCGGUUCUAGAGUAUUUGCAGACUCACGAGGAGAUUGUAGAUUCGGGAGAGUUCGCAGAUUCAAAAGGUCUGGAGCAUUCGGAUCUUCUAAGCGUCAUUAAGAGCCUCAAUGGCUUCCGACUUGUCGAUGCCGAGGAUAUAAAGAGGGAAAAGUGGAUUCUUACUGAAGAAGGUCAGGCAUAUGCCAGUUCAGGGUCACCUGAAGUACAGUUUUUCUUAGCCAUUCCACCAGAAGGGAUUUCCCGUGAAGAGCUACAGAGGAGGGUGGAUGGGUCCUUAUACAAAAUAGGAAGCUCGCAAGCUAUGAAAAACAAAUGGGUGGAGCUUGGCAAACUUCUGGUGUCUCGGAAGGUUGAAAGUGUGGAAGACCGAGUUAGGGAGCUAUUGAUCAAAAUAAAGGAAGGGGAAGGCAAGGAUGUAGAUUUGAAGGACAUUGAUGCUUUGAAGAAAAGAAAACUAAUUGCUUUGCAGACUUGGAAGGGUUACUCCUUAAGAAAGGGUCCAAACUACGCUCCAAAAAGAAUGAAGGCAGCAACUGAUUUAACCCGGGAGCAAUUGCAAAAAGGUAAUUGGCAGGAGUUGGAGUUCAAAGAGUACAACUUCAACGCUCUUGGGCAACCUACUGAAGGUGGCCAUCUACAUCCUUUGCUUAAGGUACGGCAACAAUUCAGAGAAAUCUUUCUAGAAAUGGGAUUUGAAGAGAUGCCGACAAAUAACUUUGUUGAGAGUAGUUUCUGGAACUUUGAUGUUCUUUUCCAACCACAGCAGCAUCCAGCUCGAGAUUCACAUGAUACCUUUUUCCUGAAAGUUCCUGCAUCUACUCAAAGAUUGCCUGAAGAUUAUUUAGAAAGGGUGAAAAAAGUGCAUGAAUCCGGUGGCUAUGGAUCUAAAGGAUAUGGAUAUGAUUGGAAGAGGGAAGAAGCUGAAAAAAAUUUACUGCGUACUCAUACAACAGCUGUUUCAUCUAGAAUGCUUUACACAUUAGCGCAGAAACCUUUUACUCCCAAACGGUACUUCUCUAUUGAUCGGGUCUUUCGAAAUGAGGCAGUGGAUAGGACACAUCUUGCCGAGUUUCACCAAAUUGAAGGUGUUGUUUGUGAUAGAGGUCUUACAUUGGGUGAUUUAAUUGGUGUCUUGAAUGAUUUCUUUUCUCGUCUCGGAAUGACUAAGAUAAAAUUCAAACCUGCCUACAAUCCUUAUACAGAGCCUAGCAUGGAAAUUUUCAGUUAUCAUGAAGGAUUCAAGAAAUGGGUAGAGGUUGGUAAUUCUGGCAUGUUUCGGCCAGAAAUGCUCCUUCCUAUGGGUCUACCAGAAGAUGUUACUGUCAUUGCAUGGGGUUUAUCCUUAGAAAGACCUACAAUGAUCUUGUAUGGCAUUGACAAUAUUCGUGAUCUCUUUGGGCCCAAGGUGGACCUGAAUCUCAUCAAGAGAAAUCCAAUUAGCCGACUUGGUGUGCAAUAGUAUUCUGGGAAGAUUUCAUCAAUUACUGUGAAAAGAUUCAGUUUUGUCGUGUGAGAUCCAAUAUAAUGAAAUUAACAAUUGAGUGGAAGUACAUUGGAUCUAUGAGUAUCUCUUAAUUUUUUUGAACGGACAAUUCUUGUGAUUGAUGCAGAUAUUCUUAACUUUUUAAGCUUUUGCUGUAUAUGUCAGAUUUUCUACUUGAAGAAAGCAAAUUGCUUGCAGUUCUUUUUAACAGUAGAAAGGUUGUGGUUGUUAGCAAUAUAACUUUAUUUUAUCAGACUAUACUACAUUUGUCAUGUAUAGGCAUGUCUGUUGGAAGAGACACAUGUCUCCCUACAUGCAUGUAUUUAAGGAUCUGUGGAUCCAUCUAUUUAAGAUAUAGACAGAAAACAUCAAUUUAUGCUC
Messenger RNA from Cryptomeria japonica (Japanese cedar), 2753 nucleotides. Its product is annotated as phenylalanine--tRNA ligase alpha subunit, cytoplasmic. Gene Ontology annotation, cellular component: cytosol; cytoplasm; phenylalanine-tRNA ligase complex. The record is from RefSeq and is a predicted model, not a curated record. Gene Ontology annotation, biological process: phenylalanyl-tRNA aminoacylation. The transcript has 18 exons. Bases 876 to 2348 code for a protein of 490 amino acids. NCBI's taxonomy places the organism in Eukaryota, Viridiplantae, Streptophyta, Pinopsida, Cupressales, Cupressaceae. Gene Ontology annotation, molecular function: tRNA binding; ATP binding; phenylalanine-tRNA ligase activity.